Messenger RNA from Enhydra lutris kenyoni (northern sea otter), 1184 nucleotides. Its product is annotated as heart and neural crest derivatives expressed 1. Gene Ontology annotation, biological process: regulation of transcription by RNA polymerase II; heart development. The coding region runs from base 1 to 648 and encodes 215 amino acids. The transcript has 2 exons. The record is from RefSeq and is a predicted model, not a curated record. Gene Ontology annotation, molecular function: protein dimerization activity; DNA-binding transcription factor activity, RNA polymerase II-specific; RNA polymerase II transcription regulatory region sequence-specific DNA binding. NCBI's taxonomy places the organism in Eukaryota, Metazoa, Chordata, Mammalia, Carnivora, Mustelidae.
AUGAACCUCGUGGGCAGCUACGCACACCAUCACCACCAUCACCACCCACACCCGACGCACCCCAUGCUCCACGAACCCUUCCUCUUCGGCCCGGCCUCGCGCUGUCACCAGGAGCGGCCCUACUUCCAAAGCUGGCUGCUGAGCCCCGCUGACGCUGCCCCAGACUUCCCCGCCGGCGGGCCACCGCCCACAGCCGCAGCGGCCCCCGCAGCCUACGGUCCCGACGCCAGGCCGGGCCAGAGUCCCGGGCGGCUGGAGGCGCUCGGAGGCCGCCUGGGCCGGCGGAAAGGCUCAGGACCCAAGAAGGAGCGGAGGCGCACGGAGAGCAUUAACAGCGCAUUCGCAGAGCUGCGCGAGUGCAUCCCCAACGUGCCCGCGGACACCAAGCUCUCCAAGAUCAAGACUCUGCGCCUGGCCACCAGCUACAUCGCCUAUCUGAUGGACGUGCUGGCCAAGGACGCACAGGCCGGCGACCCCGAAGCCUUCAAGGCCGAACUCAAGAAGGCGGAUGGCGGCCGCGAGAGCAAGAGGAAAAGGGAGCUGCAGCAACACGAAGGCUUUCCUCCUGCCCUGGGCCCAGGCGAGAAGAGGAUUAAAGGGCGCACAGGCUGGCCACAGCAAGUCUGGGCGCUGGAGUUAAACCAGUGAGCCGAGGCCGCGCCGAGGACCCUGCCACGGCUGCCCGACCCCGGAGCCCCGGGAGGAGAGGAAGGCGGCGGCGGUGAGGGCCAGGCUCUGAGUGCCGGGGGCUUCUAGGGGCGCAUCCCAAGGAGGCUCUGCUGCGUGCUGGCAGGUCGCCGGCUGCAACAACACUCUUGGAUCGCACGUGCAAUGUCAUUUGAAAUUGUUUUUAAUACAUUGAGAGAAAGAGAAAUAUAUAUAUAUAUCCACCCCCCCCCCCCCCAAGCCAGAGGGCGGCUCUUGGCUGCACAAUGUGGGAGAGAGGGACUGCGGGACUCAAGCGCGCUAAAACGCACCCUUCCAACCCUUCUGGGGCGAAUUUAGAACCCCCGAUGCUUUCUCCACUUGGCCUACUGGCUCUUUUUCUCGUCCUCCUGUCUGCUUUGCGGCAAAUCCCCCAGGCGCUCUUUUCUCAAAUUAAAAUGCAAUAAGAGGAAUCAAUAGUUUUCUGCCAGGGAAAGAAUCAAACCAGGAAGAUGAAGGGCUGCCUUUUGUCAUUCUCC